Molecule: messenger RNA, 2079 nt
Organism: Panonychus citri (citrus red mite)
Lineage: Eukaryota; Metazoa; Arthropoda; Arachnida; Trombidiformes; Tetranychidae
Product: muscle segmentation homeobox-like
Exons: 1
Coding region: 994-1938 (314 amino acids)
Biological process (GO): regulation of transcription by RNA polymerase II; embryonic morphogenesis
Cellular component (GO): nucleus
Molecular function (GO): RNA polymerase II transcription regulatory region sequence-specific DNA binding; DNA-binding transcription factor activity, RNA polymerase II-specific
Source: RefSeq, a predicted model, not a curated record
AAGAAAGAAAGAAAGAGAGAGAGUUUAUUUCGAUUUGAUUUGAUUGUUUUGACUAUAACAAUAAAGAAUCGUUUAAAUGUAAACAUAUAAUUAACUUUAAUCUGAAUCAGAUCUUAAUCUUAAUCUUAAUCUUGUGUUUAAAGCGAAGGUGCCAAUCAACAAGUAACAGGGAAAAAAAGACAAACACAAACCAAUGACUUUAUCUUUUCGGUGGAAACAUUGAAAUCGAUAUAUACUAAACUGUAUUCUAGUUUUAAUGGUCAUUCAUUGGUCAGUGGUAAUUAAAAUAAUGUAAAUUAUUUACUUAUUGUUGUUCACAGUUGGAAGUAUAAGUUGAUUGUCCAGUGUAAAUGAUAAAGUGGUAAAAAUAUUUCAACAGGUGAAAUAUGACUUGACCAUUAAAGAUAAACGAGUAAUGACCAAACAUUGUGGUCAACAUGUUGAUUAUUAUUCAUUUUUAAUAAUAAUAAAACCACGAUAAUUAGUAUGAAAAAGAAAGAGAAAAGGAGAUAACAAUCUAAAAGGAAGCAAUUUAAUUGUUUGAAUGAAAGAUCAUUUCAAAUAUUACAACUCAAAUACUCAUAAUGAUCAACAUACACAAGAGAUACACAUAGACACACACACAUAGAGAGAGAGAGAGAGACUUGAAAAUAAGACACACCCUGAGGAGAGAUGAUGAUUCAAAUCCCUCCUCAGAUUUACCGCCGGUUAACCAGUGGCAGUUACACUCCACCUCUUUAAAUGUUAAUCAACUGAUUAUCAUAAUAAAAGUACAACAAUCUAACCAUUUCUAGUUAGAUGGCGUUCGAGUUGAAACUUAUAGUUACACUUGGAGUCGAGUCCAAGUAAAUGUUAUUUUCUAGUUAACUAUAAGUCUGAAUGGUUGCAACAAUUACCUAAAGUGAUAUUGACAUUAAAUUGUGAUUCAAUUGAAAAAUAAGUAAAUUGUUACACUUGGGAAAACAUUGAAUCGAUCAGAACUGAGAACGAAAAAUGAAAACUUCAAGUUCAACAUCGAUAACCAAAUCAUUGGUAUCGAUAAAAACACCGAUAAUUAAAACAACACCUUCAACGACAGUUACUAAUACCUCCCAAUUAUUACCUACAACCAAUUCAUCACAAUCAGUUAAAUCAAAUAAAUUAUCAUUUUCUAUUGAUAGUUUGAUUAAAAAUGAUGUAAUUGUUAAUGAUAAUGAUGAUGAUCAUGUUGAUAGUGAUUUAGAUGAUAUUGAUGAUGAAAAGGAUAGUUUUAUCUCACCUUGUGAGACUGUCCUCUCAUCUUCAUCUCCAACCUCAUCACCAUCACCUCCACCUCAACCACCAACUCAUCCUCAUCAUCUAAGUCUUCAUCCCUUUCAUCAGCAUUUUCAUCCUCAUCUUCACCAUCACCAUCAAAUUGAUUCUUCAUCAUCAUCUCCUUAUGCUAAUAUUGGACUUUUCUCACCAAGAGGUUACCCUUGGCUUAAUGGUGGCGGUUUUUUGAAUGUUAUGAGUGCCAAUGGUGUUAAUGGUUCCAAUGGUGGAGGCAAUAGUGAAGGUGUCAGUGGAAAUGGAUUACCAAGAUUACCAGCGAUUAAAUGUCAAUUAAGGAAACACAAGAGUAACCGGAAGCCUCGAACUCCGUUUACCAAUAAUCAACUUUUAGCAUUGGAACGAAAGUUUCACACCAAACAAUAUCUUUCGAUAGCUGAACGAGCCGACUUUUCAUCUUCACUUAACUUAACGGAAACUCAGGUCAAAAUUUGGUUCCAAAAUCGUCGGGCUAAAGAUAAACGACUCAAGGAAGCGGAAGUGGAAAAAUUAAGAAUAUCAACUCGGUGCUUACCUGGUGCUUUUGGUCUGCAAUUUUAUCAUCCUCGACCUCCACCUCCUCCAGCUCAUGUUUCAUUCUCACUUUUUCCCAAUCAACACUCACUCAACUCACUAAUUUGUAAAUAAUUAACAUUGUCAUCAAAUCAUUUUCAUCUUAAACAUUAUGUUUUAAUUGUAAUUAACAUCCCAAUUUGAUUCACCCAAUUUAAUCAACUGAUUUCAUUUUUUGCCUGUUAAUUUGAUUAAAGGUUAAACUUUUACCCUUCA